GGGGCGGGGCCUGGCUUCGGGGGCGGGGCUUGGUGCGGACCCCGCCCCGGUCCGUCUGCGAAUGCGCUCCGCAGGCGCAGGACGCGCUCAGCCCAGACCCGGAGCUGCCUGCGGGUUCUUCCGCGGGUCGGCGAGUCCGGGAGCGGGCGCCGAGAUGCGCCCCCUGCUCGGCCUCCUGCUGGUCUUCGUCGGCUGCACCUUCGCCCUGUACUUGCUGUCGACGCGACUGCCCCGCGGGCGGCCCCUGGGUUCCGGCGAGGACACCGCAGACAGGUCACUGUGGUUCCCCUCAGACCUGGCAGAGCUGCGGGAGCUCUCCGAGGUCCUUCGAGAAUACCGGAAGGAGCACCAGACCUACGUGUUCCUGCUGUUCUGCAGCGCCUACCUCUACAAGCAGGGCUUUGCCAUCCCUGGCUCCAGCUUCCUGAACAUUUUAGCAGGUGCUUUGUUCGGACCAUGGCUGGGGCUUCUGCUGUGCUGUGUGUUGACGUCAGUGGGCGCCACGUGCUGCUACCUGCUCUCCAGUGUCUUUGGCAAACAGCUAGUGGUCUCCUACUUCCCUGAUAAAGUGUCCCUGCUGCAGAGGAAGGUGGAGGAGAAUAGAAACAGCCUGUUUUUUUUCUUACUGUUUCUGAGACUUUUCCCCAUGACGCCAAACUGGUUCUUGAACCUCUCAGCUCCAAUUCUGAACAUCCCGAUUGUGCAUUUCUUCUUCUCUGUUCUGAUCGGUUUGGUCCCGUACAAUUUUAUCUGUGUGCAGACAGGCUCCAUCCUGUCUACUCUUACCUCCCUGGAUGCUCUUUUCUCCUGGCAAACAGUCUUCAAGCUCUUGGCCAUUGCCCUGGUGGCCUUAGUUCCUGGAACCCUCAUUAAAAAAUUUAGUCAGAAGGACCUGCAUUUGAAUGAAAUAAGCAAUGCCAAUCAUCUAACUAGUAGAAAGGACACGUGAUCUAGGUUUUUUGUUUGCCACGUCCCUGGACUCUGUUGUUCCUUUGUGUAAUGGUGUGGUCCUCUGCAGCCCCUCACUGUUCUUAGUUACCCUCAACAGGUGACUUGGACACUGUUCAUCUCUGUGCAGUGUUUUCAUAAAAGACUUUCUGUGCUCUAGAAGGGGAAUUGUAUCGGCCUAGCAGGACACUCUGUGAAACGGAUGGCCUUCUAGAAAAUCCUGUUUAUGUUCUAUUGAAUAACAAGGAACUCAGCGUGGUCUGUUGUAUUUGCCUCUUGCCAAGCCCUGAGCUGCCUUAGGAGAAGAUGCUGAUUGUCUUCGUCCGGAGCACUUCUUUUCCAGCCAGUUGUGACAGGUGUUCUCUGGUUAAGUCCCUAGUGGGUGUUCUUGGUGUAAAUGAUGACAUUACCCUUUAUCUUGUUAGUCUCUUGAAGAGUAUUCUGUGUUACUUUUUUGGUGAUGACCUACCUCUUCCAUAAAACAAGGGAAACAAGCUGAUGUACCACACAGAACUUGCUCGCACAGCUCAAAUGCACAGCGGUCUCCGUGAUGCUCUUCGUGUCCAGAUGCGCUGACGUUACCGUAUAUGUCAGACCUCUUAGUUGCAUGUUCUGAUAAUUAAGCUGAUUGCAAAUAGAUUAUUAAAUAUGAAUGCAGCAAACUCUAUGUUACGGUAUGUUCUGGAGAAAUUCUUCCCUGUCUGAAUGGGGCAGCAUCCUUGGCUCACUUAAACCAAAUGACUAUCAGUACAUUUUCUAAUCUGGCCUUUCUGUGUGUGAAUCCUUUCUCCAUCCUCCUGCUAGGAGAAUGGAUUCAGUACACUCAGCUAUCAGCCAUUGUGCCCUCUGUAUUUUUUUCGUGUUGUCAUUUGUUGAGAAUAACUGAGGAAUAUUUUGAUCUUUUAAUCCAAAGAGGAAAACUUGGUUUUAGAUUACUUUGUUGUGUUACAUUUUAAUGAUCUGUAGCUGUCAUUGCCUCUUGCACCUUGAACAGGCACAGCCUGGGUUCAUACUGCCAGGAGCACAAAGACCUCAGCACCUGAACUGACCAGCUCUCUAGGAUCACGGACCCUACGGGAGUAACUCAUAUUUCUUACCAACGGAACUGUUGCCUUUGGGUGUCAGCUGCUGGGUUUCGAUCUGGCUCAGCCAGUCUUGCCAAGGCUUUCACCUGGGCCACUGUUGUACAUGCAUCCUUGAGAAGGCUCCUGUUCAGUGGUAAGCAUGAAUUCCCAAGCACUGCUUUUGGGACAUGGUAUAAUCCUAAAAAACACCACAAGGACUUCAUUUUUGAAGUUGUGUUGCUUUAAAGAAAGCUUGGUAACGAGUAGGGGUGAGGAGAAGGCUUUGUGAAAUCUGUGGCUUUGUGUGUUCUGGAGGAGGGGGAGGGAACAGGGAAACCAGUGUUUUCUACACUAUUGCAAGUACAUGCCCUUCACCCUUCACAGGAUCCUUGUGUUUGUCUCUCUCUUCCCCCAUGAUUUUGCUACAAUGUGCCUUACCAGUUGUGAGUUUACAGGUAAAGCAAUAUCCCAAAUAAAUGGAUAUAAAUGUUC
Mustela lutreola (European mink) is the source of this 2504-nucleotide messenger RNA. It is a transcript of the gene TMEM41A, whose product is annotated as transmembrane protein 41A. The transcript is spliced from 5 exons. The coding region runs from base 62 to 949 and encodes 295 amino acids. NCBI's taxonomy places the organism in Eukaryota, Metazoa, Chordata, Mammalia, Carnivora, Mustelidae. The record is from RefSeq and is a predicted model, not a curated record.